GCUCGGCAUGUUGUGUAAGACAGUUUUGCCUCGCCCAAAAUGUCUUGGUUUACAGUCAUUCUACUAUCAGCUUUUGCAGUGCUAGCUAGUGCUGCCCCUAUACUUCUCCCAUCCACCUGGACGGAUUAUGAUGUUAUUAUAGUUGGCGGUGGUCCUGCAGGGCUGGCCGCACUUAGUGCCGCUGCUCGAGUUCGCCGCAAUGCAUUGCUCAUCGAUUCCGGGGAAUACCGCAACGCUCCUACACGGCUUAUGCACGAUGUUAUUGGCUUUGAUGGUGUUCCGCCGGCGUACUUUCGUUAUGUCGCGCAACAACAAGUUGCCCACUACAAGACCAUCAAGACCACUAACGGCACUGUAACCGAUAUUCAGCCCGAAGCUGGAAAUGCAUACUUUACCGUAUCCAUGACCGCAUUUGAUGGCACAUCCUCGUCACUUACUGCUCGCAAGAUAGUCCUUGCCACGGGUUUGCGCGAUCUUAUCGCCCCGACCCCUGGUCUGCAGGAGAAUUUUGGCAAGGGCAUCUAUUGGUGUCCUUGGUGCGAUGGCAACGAGCACGCAGACCAGCCUAUGGGUAUCCUUGGAUCCUUUUCCAAGGCCGCUAGGGCAGCGGCGGAAGUAUUGACGCUGAAUACAAACAUCAUAAUCUUUGCCAAUGGCACAGAUACUCUCGAGAAUCGCGCACAUGCUGAUAUCAUAUUUGCUGAGAAUUCGUCGCAAUACUUGGAGAAGCGCAACAUUAAAGUAGACAAUCGCACCAUAUCCCGGAUUACUCGGCUACGCGACGGGAGUGCAGACCACUCCGGUUCACAUUUGCCUAGCAUGCCUGAGUAUGACCUGUUCCGCAUCGAGUUUGAGGAGGGCCCAAGCAUAGAGCGCAAUACAUUCUUCUACACCUUCGACGAAGAGCAACGGUCCUCUCUUGGCGAAAGAGUGGGCGUCAAAUUAGUAGAUGGUAUGAUGGCAGUAGACGACAACAUGCUUACCAAUGUACCUGGGAUUUACGCGGUCGGAGACGCAAAUUCAGAUACGCGUACUAACGUCGGGCACGCACUGUACACCGGUAAGAGUGCUGUCGUGCAUCUUCAUAUGGAACUUGAGAGAGAAAACAGCAGAGGCCUCAAGGCUGGAAGUCUGUCAGCUACUAAAGGGGGUCAGAAAUUGGACAAAGCACGCGAGAGAAUCUGGGAUCAUCUGCAGAGCUCUUCAUCCCAUCCGAUAUAUGUUGACCAGUACCCGCUCGAGCUCUGACGGGCUAGAUCGCUACUUGAAAAUCAUGGGCUUUGUCUAAGGGGUUGUGAUCAAGUUCGUGUUAGUUGGCGACAUCGACAUCGUACUCACCCAAUUUUAGAAGUAUACUUAUGCUCUCCUCCCACUGUCAGUUUUUCAUAAUGACAUAUCAAUAUCCUCACAUACUUUCUUUCCUCUUCCUACUAAGGUAGUCACGUAGUACUUAUAGCUAGAUUGUCAAUCGC
Molecule: messenger RNA, 1472 nt
Organism: Xylaria bambusicola
Lineage: Eukaryota; Fungi; Ascomycota; Sordariomycetes; Xylariales; Xylariaceae
Exons: 3
Coding region: 40-1248 (402 amino acids)
Molecular function (GO): oxidoreductase activity
Source: RefSeq, a predicted model, not a curated record